Molecule: messenger RNA, 6024 nt
Organism: Amphibalanus amphitrite
Lineage: Eukaryota; Metazoa; Arthropoda; Thecostraca; Balanomorpha; Balanidae
Product: UDP-xylose and UDP-N-acetylglucosamine transporter-like
Exons: 8
Coding region: 173-1225 (350 amino acids)
Biological process (GO): transmembrane transport
Cellular component (GO): Golgi membrane; endoplasmic reticulum membrane
Molecular function (GO): UDP-xylose transmembrane transporter activity; UDP-N-acetylglucosamine transmembrane transporter activity
Source: RefSeq, a predicted model, not a curated record
GCAGUGAUAGACUGACGCGCGAUGGUGCCGGCCAGACAGGUGUAUGUGCUGACUACUGGUGGCUGGGGCGGUUCAGUGGGAUGGCUCAGUUCAGUGAUUGGAGGGUGUUUAUUGAGGUGGGAGUGAUGUCAUUUGGUAACUGAGCCUCCAGCGUCACACACCACCCUCCACCAUGCAUCCGGCGGUGGCCAUGUUCCUGGUGAUGUUCGGCUGCUGGGCCAACGUCGUCACCCUGGAGAUGAUGACCACAGUGCAUCCCGGAUGUGGGAACCUGGUGACCUGUUCCCAGUUCAUCGUCAUUGCCAUACACGGCUUCGUCUUCACUAUGAAAUGCGGCACCGUGGCCUCCAAGAUCCCGUAUAAAGCUUACUUUAUGAUGGUGGGCCUGUACUUCGCUGCGAGUGUGAUCAACAACCACGCGCUGAAAUACGGAAUCCCGAUGCCUCUUCACAUGAUCUUCAAGGCGGGUUCUCUGGUGGCCAACCUGAUAAUGGGUAUGAUCGUGCUGGGUCGAUACUACCCGCGUCACAAGACCGUCUCAGUGGUGGCCAUCACCAUCGGUAUCAUCCUCUGCACGUAUGCCUCAAAGUCGGCACCAGUGCCCCCUCCAGCAGCCGCGGACUCCGCCCCCGGCACCAGCACCACUGCGGACACCACCACCAGCACCACUCCGUCCACCCCUGAGCACGGCGCAGCCGACAUGUGGUACGGCGUGCUGCUGUUGGUGACGGCCCUGCUGCUGUCGGCCCGGCUCGGCAUCUUCCAGGAGGUGCUCUACAGGGACUACGGUCGACACUCGCAGCAGGCCCUCUUCUUCACGCACGUGCUGCCGCUGCCGAUGUUCGCCAUGCUUAGUUCCGAUUUGCUCCACCACGCGGCGCUGUUCUCAGCCUCGGAGCCGGUGGUGGCGCCGCUGCUUCCCAUUGCUGUGCCGAGGCUCUGGCUCAUUCUGCUGGCAAACGUGUGCACCCAAUACAUCUGCAUCAGUUCGGUGUUCCACUUGACGGAGUCGUGCACCUCACUGACGGUCACCCUGGUCAUCACGCUGAGGAAGUUCAUCAGCCUCAUCUUCUCCAUCUGGUACUUCUCCAACCCGUUCCACCGCGAACACUGGAUCGGAUCGCUGCUCGUCUUCGCCGGCACGCUGGUCUUCACAGACCCGUUCAAGCUGCUCACACCCGCGCCCGCUCCUGCCGCCCAGAAGGUCAAGGCCAAGGCACAGUGAGCGGAGGUUCGCUUCCCGCCUGUCUGGGUGACCUCCGGUGUGGUAAGUCCCCUUUCCCGCCGCUGGCGAUGGGGAAACGCUCCUCCUGAGUCGCCGCACACUGGCGGGAGUUAGGUAUCAUUCGACGUAGGCAUAACUCUCCUUGCGGCGGGGUAGCCGUUUACCGGCACCGGUCACCCUCCGCUUGCGCGGUGGCCGGGUCGGUUCCGGCCCCCUGCUGUGACGUUUCGUGUCCGCGCUAUUUCGCUGCUGCGGACGGCGACCGCGCCCUGCCGGCCGUUGUCGCUGUUUGGCAGAGAGCCUGGCCCACCGCUGCCGAUUGCGCCAUGGUAAUAGCCGCUCUGAUGCGCCGCUGAACCGACCGGCGGCGAACCGUGAAUGCGAGCGGAGGGUAGUGGGACUGCGCGACUGUUGUCAGCGACCUGUCUCAGACCGUCGCUGGGGCAUGUGAUUCGUGGUAAUACCAAAUGACUGUGGUAUGCUGUUAUGUCGUGGCUUUUGUGUAAUGUUAGGCAUGUUGCGUUACGCCAGCUCAUCAAUCAUUUUCAUUUGCAUCACAUGUGACAGUUAAUUUGUUUCAGGGAUAGAUUAAAAAUGGCACUGCGCCUGCUUUUUAAGCUCAUUAUUUAUAUGCUUGGCCAAAGAAGGACAUUCCGCAUUAUUCUGAAAGCACUUGAAAAUAUUGAAUUGUUGGAAGUCACAUAGAACACAGCAGAAUAGAACACAGCACAAGACGCAUAGCACUAAGAACAAUAUUUUACCCAACAUGCUUUUGGUCGACCAUGUGACAGUUUUCCUCCUGCUUUCCACCUUGUUGUUACUAAUGCUUAUGUUGUUACUUAUGUAACUGUGCGUCUAUCGGUCAGAUGUUGUAAUAGCUGAUUGUUUCCUCUCAAAGUUUCCGGAGAUGGAGCUGGUAUUCAGCUGUGAUGUAGGUGAGAUGAAUGUUCUCGUGCUCGGCGGAUUUCAUGUUUUCAUGUUUCUAAUUAGCUGUUUAUAAGGCCAGCCUUUUUGUCCAAACUUCUCUAUUUAUAUUUCAUUUUCAGUAAAAAUUCGAUACGUGAACUACUAUUACACUACCACGGAUCACAUAACGGAUCGGCAACUCCCCCCGCGACCUGUCUCCCCUGCCACCUGGUGGGCAUUUAGGUGAACUAUCUUCACUAAGGAAGCGGCCGGCCUCGUGCGUGUUGAGGGCGUCGUGUCGGAGCUAAUCAAGUGAUUUUUCUGCGGAACAUGGUUUCUCAGCUAGCUCAGAAGAUACCUAUGGUAUAAAUGAGAAUGGCAAGAAUCGUUAGAGACAGGUUAAGUAUUUGAGAUCGUAUCCUUUGUCAUGAAAAUCGUUGUUUUCAUACCCACGUGGGCGACCUAGCGUCCAUCGCUAAAUUGGUAAUUUUCCGAUCGCUGUCAUCUCUUACAUAUAUUUCAUGAGUACAUUUUUGAUAAAUAUUCAUCUGCCGAUUAAAUUAAAUCUAUCACUUUCACAAAUAUCCUACUUGCAUAAAGUAUAAACCCACGCCGGGCCGGUACACGGUACCAACCGCGCCGGGCCGAGGGUGUAUGAAACCCCGCCCCCUCCCCCCUAACUCGGCUUCUGGGCCACGUAGCCACACGGGGUAAGCGGCAUUCCAAAGAGCGUAAAAAUAAUGGCGGAAAUACUUCGGUCAUUUUUUUAGGUCAGAUCAAAGGUCGGGUCACCAGAGGUCAUUAAAGGCAAAUUUUGUCUAUUUCAACAAUUUUCGAAACAUCCGACGCAUAACUUGGGAACCAACAGAACUACUGAGGCGCGGAAAAGCGCAUUCGAUAGCUCUUUCACAGGUCCUUCUGAGUUUUAUUCACAGAUUUAACCUCAGGUCAACGGUUUUAGCGUCCAGAGAGCAAAAUCUCCAAAAAUAGCCGUGUUUACGAAAAACGUUUUUUUCGGUAAUAUCUUUUGACUCAAACGAGCCACGACAUUACUUUUGCCAGCAUCGUGUUCCUCUCGUCGAGACGCGUCGAAUGAACUAUAGGUUGACCUUGAAAGGUCAUUUUGAAAAUCUUACGUCAGGUCAAGGUCAUGACCUGACCGGAAAGGGUCAUUCUGCAUCAGGCGCGGAUACAAGGGGGGGGCCAUGGGGGCCAUGGCCCCCCCCCUUGGCCGAUUUUUUUUCAAAAAUAAAAUAAAAAGUUAAAAAGUUAAAAAGCUGAAAAGGGGGCCUCCUGAAAAUAAAGUGGCCGAAAUCCGAUGAGUUUUUUUUUUAACCUACCCACUUCGUUAUUUCUUAGAAGACUAGCUGAGAAGACUUCUUUGUUAGAAGAUUGGUAAAGCUUUUCAUAACUUGGAGGUCUCUUAUACUCACAGAGAUGACCACUUUUACAGGGCCUCCUAACCUGCACAGAGGGCCUCCAAGCCUGCACAGAUGUUGAGAUGUUGCCUGAACAGCUAGAUAAGCUCAAUAGACGCAGUUUUUUUUUUGGGGGGGGGCCCAACAAGUGGGAAGAUGGGGCCUCCAACAGGUGGGAUUAUGGGGGGGCCUCCUGGUUUCUAAUGGCCCCUCCCUUGGAGAUUUUCUGGAUCCGCCCCUGUUCUGCAUAUCAGUCGAUCCGUAUCGUCGAGCUGAACACAUCUGACGUGUUUUCAUCGCUCUAGCACGUCUCUAUCAAAAGUUAUAGUAAAAAACUGCUGGUGACCGUUUUUAUUCCACUGUUUACAUACAUGUAACCCGAUGUUUGAGGGUGUUAAGGAUGACCCGCCCAGACCAAAUGAGACGCCUUUCAAUUUGCUCUUAUUGAAUUAUUAUUAGUAUUACACAUAUUAUUAUGCAUAUAGAGAGAGAGAGUAUUGAGUAUGCGGCAAUAUAUAGGGUGCAAAAUGACCUGACCUGGCUCUAAGCCACAGAUAUUUUGAGAUGUCUGAUGUAACACGUGGCUAAACCAGCCUCGGGGCCAAAGCUAUACGAGCACUGUUUAGCAGCACGCUGCUACCCAGUACCUAGCAUCAUCAGGUAUGGGUGCCUCCGUUCCUAUGGAAACGUAAGCAAACUUCACAAUGUUGCCAACGUCUUAAUGGAAACCGGCUAAGUGUCAAUACCUUGUAGCGGCGGGGAGGGUCGUAUCGUGAAACAGGGGCCGAGAUCCACCUAUAGUCACGUUAAUGGCCAGCUCGUUGGAUUUGCUCCGAUGUUAUCUACUCCAACUGGUAGCCUGUGACCAUCGAGAUAGGAACAGGGGAUGAACUCGUACUAUGGGCAGACGGAUGAGGAAAGGUGGCUUCGUGUACGGCCAAAAACGACGUUAAAGUUGCGAGGACGUGCUUCUUGCUCAUACAACUCAAGCAUGACUAGAAACAUUUGUAUCAUUAUGCAUGCUCCAGCUGAUUAGGGAAUAAAGUAUGUAACAUUUUCAUGUUAUGGUAACAUUCCAGCUGUUAGAGAGACUCUGUAAUUUAAUCCGUUCACAACCUUUGAUUGUUUUUGUUUUGUUGGGUUAGGCCCUUUCGGUCCAUUGAGACCAUUGCAGAGCCGGAAGGAUUAUAGGAAUUGGGGGAAACAUUGGUAUGGACAGGCACCCUAGAGAGUCACCGGGGCUGAGCCCGUCCCAAUGGACAGGACGACCAGCCCCCCAAGCACUCUCUGCACCCGGCUACGGGUGUGCUCCCUAAGGGAGCAGUGGUGCGCUUCAAGGGAGCAGCCCGCAUGAGAUAAAGUUGCCUGUCCAGUCCGGAUCGAGAGUUGCUGCGUGGAGAAGAAGGAUUUGAACUUGAUCUGAACAUCCUGAGGAUGGAAACGACGGACGGGUGUUGCGUUCACACCCGUUUCCCCGUGCCUUUUAACACUGGUUGCGGCGGGCGGCCGGCUCCCCUCCUUAGUGAAGAUAUCCGCGCCGCUAGAUGGCAGCCCGCUCCGCGGGUACACCGAUAACAAUGGGAAGUGGGGAGAGUUGCCGAUCCGUUAGGUGAUCCGUGACACUACCUUCUAAAAGUUCUUCGUCACUUUAUCUUCUGUCUCCGUUCGAUGGAUUUCGAGAGCGCUCUAGCCGCCUCUAUUCGCCCAGGCUCGAAAUGCUCUCUUAGAAUAUUCGUCCUGAGUUUGUCAUCGCUGAUCGCUCAGCCAGUCUGAUGUGUAUUUGUUAACGCACAUUCUUCCAUUGUGGUUGUGGUCACAAGAAGCGCAGUGUUUUACCGUCACAAAUAUGGCAUUAGAGCAAUUUGCAAUGUCCUUGUUAUUCGAGCGGGUAUGAAAGCUAUCUAUUUUCCUGAAUCGUAUUUUUCAUGCGAAGGGAUUUUCUUCGUUUCCCAUACCUGCUACAUUGCAUGAUUAAAUCGAGACAUCCAGGCAUUUAAACGGCACGUGCACUGUAUCACACUUUUUAAAGUUUAAUGCAAUGCUUUAAUAUUACCAGCCGUGUGGUUCAAGGGGUGUGGUUAAACACGUUGAACCACACGGCUGCUGACGUCACUAUCAUAUAGUUGCGAGCUUUUUGGCAGGUAUGGGAAACACCUUCCAGCCCUAAGGCCGGGAAUUCAAUAAAUGUCACCUCGCUUUUUUAGCAAAAUCACCUCGGGCCUAACGGCCCUCGGAGUUUUCGCUAAAAAACCUCGGUGACAUUUAUUGAAUCAUCCCGGCCCCGGGCAGGAAUAUAUUAAGAAGUGCAUUGCUUCGCUUGUAAAUCAUGAAUUUAUUUUUUAGGGCCAUUGGGAUCAGUCCCGAAAAUCCACGGUGCGAUUGCGAUAUAUGUGCCCUUUGCUCAAUGUAUCAUGACCCUUUUUGUUAGCUUCCUUGUUAUCCGCAUUAAUUAGCUCAAUAAAUUCUGAAAAUGUG